AUGGGCCAAAGCUCCAGCGAAGAAGCCAAGCCUGAAACAGUGGAAGGUGAACUGAAACAGUGGGUGAAAACAGAAAUGAAGAAAGAACUAAUGAAAUUUAAAGAAGGGGAUGCUGAAGCCCGAGAGGACCAUGUGGAAAGGAGGAAGAAAAGUGAUCUUGCAGAGAGACAAGAAAUUGGGGGGGAAGGUGGCAGUGAGACUGCAGAUGAAAUGAAGGAGCUGAAAGAUUGGGUCGAGAAAGAGCUGAAGGAGAAAGAAAAACAGAGAAUGAAGAGGGAGGAAGAGAUAAAAAUGAAAGAAGAAAGCUUUUCAGGCAAGAGAGAAGAAGAUGAGACUGUGGGAGGACGAGAUUUUGAGGAGGGAGGAUGGAUUGAAAAGAAAAUUUCACCAGAUGCAAUACAUUCCUACGCAGCAACUCAUUGA
This is a messenger RNA of Geodia barretti, 423 nucleotides long. The record is from the annotation of a GenBank genome assembly. NCBI's taxonomy places the organism in Eukaryota, Metazoa, Porifera, Demospongiae, Tetractinellida, Geodiidae.